AUGGCGGCGGCGGUGCCGCGCGCGUGUCUCCCGGACGGCGGCGGCGGGAUGGGGCGGACGGUGCUGGUGCGGGGGCUGCCCCCCUCGGCCCGCGCCGCCGACCUGGAGCGGGAGUUCGGGCAGGCGGGGCCGGUGCGGCGGGCGGUGGCCGUGACGGCGCCCGGCGGAGAGACGUGCACCGGGCUGGGCUUCGUCAGCUUCUCCCUGCCGGAGGACGCGCAGCGGGCCCUGAGCGAGAUCCGCACCUUCGGCGGCCGCCGGGUCAGCCUGGCGCUGGCGCGGCCCAAGAAGAAGCGGAGGGCGGCAGGGGGCGGCGGCGGCGGCGGCGAAGAGCCCCCCCGGGAAGCGCCGGAGCCCCCCAAGGCCAGGGGGCCCCCCAAGAAGGCCCGGCUGAUCGUCCGCAACCUCAGCUUCAAGUGCACGGAAGAGGAGCUGAAGAGCGCCUUCGCUGCCUUCGGGACGGUCCUGGAAGCCUCCCUGCCCAGGAAGCCCGAUGGGAAGCUCCGGGGCUUUGCCUUCGUGCAGUUCAAGAAUGUCCUGGAGGCGGGAAAAGCCCUGAAGGGGAUGAACAUGAAGGAGAUCAAAGAGCGUCCAGUGGCCGUGGAUUGGGCCGUGGCCCGGGAGAAGUACCAGGCUGCGCGGGCAGAAGGCGUCCCUGCUGGGAAGAAAGCCCAGCCGGAAGGUGCGGGUGGGAGUGAAGAGAAACCAGGGAGGCCGGAGGCCACUGGGCCCGGCAGGCCCGGCAGGGACCCUCCAAGUCCCCCUGUGGAGAGUGAAGACGAAGAGCAGGAGGCCAGCUCCACGGAGCAGGAGGAGGAACUGGGGGAGGGGAAGGACCCCGGCCCAAAGCAGAAGCCGCGCUGCUCUGAUGUCGCAGAGGGCCGGACUCUCUUCCUCAGGAACUUGUCCUUUGACACGGAAGAGGAAGAGCUGGGGGAGCUGCUGGAGCAGUUCGGGGACCUGAAAUACGUCCGGAUUGUGUUGCACCCCGAGACAGAGCACUCCAAAGGCUGUGCCUUUGCCCAGUUUGCCACCCAAGAAGCUGCCCAGAAUUGCCUGCAGAGGGCGCAGGAGGAGACUGAGGGUCGUGGGCUUCAUCUGGGGGGCCGCCGUCUCCGGGUGGACUUGGCCGUCAGCCGUGAGGAAGCCCAGCAGCUGCGAAGCCCAAAGACCCCCAAGCCCACCGGCACCCGCAACCUCUACCUGGCGCGGGAAGGCUUGAUCCGGGCUGGCACGAAAGCGGCCGAGGGGGUCAGUGAUGCGGAUAUGGCCAAAAGGGCCCGGUUUGAGGAGCUGAAGCGGCUGAAGCUGAAGGACCAGAACAUCUUCGUCUCCCAGACGAGGCUCUGCGUCCACAACCUGCCCAAGAGUGUGGAUGGGGCCGCUCUGCGGAAGGUCAUGCUGCAGGCGGCGGGUGGCGGCUCCUCUGGCGCCAGGAUCAAGGAGUGCCGGGUGAUGCGGGAGCUGAAGGGGCGGGGCCAGUCCCUGGGCUACGCCUUUGUGGAGUUCCAGCAGCCCCAACACGCCCUGCUUGCCCUGCGCCACGUCAACAACAACCCCCAACUCUUCGGGGACCAGAAGCGGCCUAUUGUGGAGUUCUCCCUGGAGGACGGGCGGAAGCUGAGGCUGAAGGAGCAGCGCGCUGAACGCAGCCGGCAAAAGCUGAGGCAGAAGGAAGCAGCUGCCGGGCCAGCAGGUCAGGGGCCACCGCCUGGCACUGGCCAGCCGGGGGCCCCUCAGAAGCCACCCAAGGGCUCGAAGAAGGCCCCAGGGGCCAAAGGAAAGGCGGGGGGCCCCAGCGGACCUCAGGCUCCACCACGGCCUAGUGGCCAGAAGAGGAAGCGGCCCGGGCCCUCGCCGAACCCUCAGGUCCCCGAAGGAGCCACCAGCUGGUCAGGCUUCCAGACAUGCCAGGAGCAGGAGACGGUGGAGCUGCCGGAUGGCACAAAGCGGCGGAGGGUCCUGGCCCUCCCCUCCCACCGGGGACCCAAGAUCAGGAAUCGCGACAAGGGCCAAGCGAAGAGGGCCCCUCCCAAGAAGAAGAAGGCUGGGCCCAGAGAGCGGAAGCCGCCCAGAGCUGCCCCCCGGGGCCCCCAGAAGAGGCGGGCUGGACAGGGCCGGGCGGAGGUUCGCUUUGAGCAGCUGGUGGAGGGGUACAAGCAGCGGAUCCUGGGGGCUGGCAAGGCCCCCCUGCAGCUGAAGAAGAGCAAGUGGUUCGAGAACUGAGUCGCUCCUCCCCAAGGAAGAGAGACAGACACCCCCCCCAUCUGGGUGGGGCUGCUGGGAGGUCCCGCCCUUGGGGGGAGAGGAGGAGGUUCCUUGGCACUGUGUGGGCGGGCGUGACACGGGACUUCGGAGCAGACAGGCAGGGUGAAGAGCCCCCUGGAAGUGCUGGGGCCUCUGCCCCCAGAGUGGGGGUCAGUGCCUGUGGAGGAGCAGGGCAAGUGCUGUGGCCAGACCAUCCUUGCCCUGGGGAGGAGGGGCGGGGGGGGGUCGGCCCUCCCUCUGCGCUGAGCCAGCCCCAGGCGUGCAGAAGUGUCUCCCGGCAACGCAGCCCAGUGGACGAUGCGCAGGACAGUGGCUGCUGGGAGGAGGAGGAGGAGGCUCCAGGCGUGUCCAUCGCUUACUUGGCAUCUUUUAAUAAAUGACUUUCUCCCAA
Molecule: messenger RNA, 2659 nt
Organism: Thamnophis sirtalis
Lineage: Eukaryota; Metazoa; Chordata; Lepidosauria; Squamata; Natricidae
Source: RefSeq, a predicted model, not a curated record